Molecule: messenger RNA, 3972 nt
Organism: Arctia plantaginis
Lineage: Eukaryota; Metazoa; Arthropoda; Insecta; Lepidoptera; Erebidae
Source: the annotation of a GenBank genome assembly
AUGAAACACAUUUUGUAUAUCUUCUUAAGCUUAUUACUAGUUAGUGACGCAUCAUACGAAAUAGAUGAAUAUAUUAAGCUCCUUCCGUCCACUCAUACUUAUACUUCGUCAGCCUCGGAUAGCUUUGGAGCAUACGCCUUCAAAACCAAAAGUGACAAUCUAUAUCCUCUAAGUAGCGUUAUACAAAAUGACAAACUAUUGACCCGCAAUUUUGUCAUUAGUACAAAAUUUAAAGUCAGCGACAUGAGCAAGAAAUGGUCGUUAUUUGCCAUAAAAAAUAAGGAAAACGAACCACUUCUACGAAUUGAUUUUGAACACGUGGGAAUUGAUUUGACUAGGAUUAAUUUACAAAGGUCCUUUUUCGAUAAGUCAAAACUUACAUUUCACGAGAAUAACAUUACUAUCCAGUUAAAUUUUACAAAUAAAUGGACUAAAUUAGUUAUUGGUGUAACAGAAUAUGAUGUAGUUUUUGAAGUCAACUGUGACCAACAAUACAGCGCUGCAAAUAAUGAAGAUGAAAUCUUGUCUGAUGAUCCCAUUAAACUGACAGGUGAUAUGAAUUUAAUGCUGGCUACAUCUAUCUUUGAUUUUGAGGUCGAUAUAGAAGAAUUAUUUUUAUAUCCCUCGGCAAGUGACCAGACAUUCCAAACGAUUUGCAAUCAUGGUAGAAGUUUAUCGGACAUAACGGAUGAAGACUAUGAGGACUAUCAAACUGUUCCUGAAGCAGAAAACUUACAAUUAGGCGAUGAUCUCAUCACGCGUGGAGAUAAUAGCGAUCCACCAGAUAAGGAAAUUAUAACAAGUGAUCCUGAUUUAAUGGGACCAAAAGGGCAAAAAGGAGAACCAGGGGAAAGAGGACCAAGAGGAGAUAUAGGCAUGAGAGGAUCAAAAGGUGAUCAGGGUACUAAGGGUGAACAAGGUCUUAAAGGAGAUACAGGACAAGAUGGAAAGCCAGGUGAACCGGGAGGAAGAGGUGAAAAGGGCAACCAAGGGGCUCCAGCAUCUUUAUCUUCGAUCGUAGACAUGCCUGAAAAUGAAAUAAAACUAGUUGUAGAAAAACUUCGAGAUCUCAAAGGUGAAAAGGGUGAAAUAGGUAAAAAGGGCAUUAAAGGUGAUGUAGGACCUCGAGGUGAUUAUGGACCCCCCGGACAUGAUGGCAUUGAUGGUGAACCAGGGAGAAACGGUGAUCAUGGACUUAAAGGAGAACCUGGCCCCAGUGGGGACAAAGGUCAUAGAGGAGAUAAGGGUGAACCUGGUAUACCAGGAGUUUCACCACCCGCAAUUAAGGGGCAACAAGGUGAUACUGGUCGAACUGGUUCACGAGGAGAACGUGGUGAUAAAGGCGAUAAAGGCGAAAAGGGUGAUAUAGGCCCAGCUGGUCUUAAUGGAGAUCAAGGUGAUCCUGGUCCUCAAGGUAUAAUGGGACCUACAGGACUACCUGGAUAUAAUGGAACAGAUGGAGAAAAAGGGCAAAAAGGUGAAAACGCUCCAUUUAUAGACGUUAAAAAGCUCAAAGGUGAUAAAGGGGACAUAGGUUUUCCGGGUGAAAUCGGGCAACAUGGAGAUGCAGGUCCAAAAGGUGAACGUGGUUUGAUUGGUCCACAAGGAGACAAAGGAUUACCUGGACCCGAAGGACCUCAAGGAGCAAAAGGUGCAAAGGGAGAUACGGGGUCACCUGGUCAAACAGUGUUGGGACCAAAGGGAGAAAAAGGAAAUUCUUUUUUUAAAGAUUUUGUAAAUGCUUAUGAAAAAGAUGAUCCCUUGCUACCCACUGUAAAACGUCUUUUAAAGGGUGACAUGGGACUGAAAGGCAAAGAAGGACUAAAAGGCUUAAAAGGUGACAAAGGACAAAAAGGCGUUGCUGGUCUAACUGGUCCUAUCGGGCCAAAGGGCGAAGAAGGUCGAGCAGGAAAAGAUGGUGAACCAGGAAUCCCUGGUGUGGCAGGACCUAUGGGACCGCCUGGAUCACCAGGUUUUACGCCAACAGAAGAUGAUAUAAAGCUAAGAGCAAUGCCUGGUGAGAAAGGACCAAUAGGUCCUCCUGGCACUCCAGGACAGAAGGGAGAAAGAGGGGAAAAGGGGUCACCAGGAGAUUAUGGUAUGAAAGGCAACAAAGGCGAGCAGGGUUCCAAAGGUGAAAAGGGCUUUAGAGGUGCCACUGGUCUAAAAGGAGAAGAAGGAAAAGACGGAAUCCCUGGGUCUCCAGGUACCGAUGGAAAAUCUGGUGCACGAGGCGAGAAAGGUGACAAGGGCAGUCCGGGUGUUGCUGGUCUUCCGGCAUCUUUAUCCUCCAUCAUAGAUAUGCCACCUGAUGAAACAAAACUAGUUGUGGAAAAAUUACGAGAUCUCAAAGGUGAAAAGGGUGAUUUAGGCGAAAAGGGUAUAAAAGGCGAACAAGGUUUAAUGGGCCCAGAAGGAUAUUCUGGACGAAAUGGUACAGAUGGUCGACCAGGACAAAUGGGGGACCAGGGACCAAAAGGAGAAAUUGGCCCUAUUGGACCACCGGGUCUUAAAGGAGAGAAAGGCGAGCGUGGACCUCCGGGAUUAGUGCAACCUGCAGGGAUAGGCCCACAGGGAAACAAAGGUCAUCCUGGUUCAAUUGGACCAGCAGGUCCCAAAGGCGAGAAAGGAGAUAGAGGAGACAUCGGGCCAGUCGGCCCAAAGGGUGACCGAGGCGAAUCUGGCCCGCCUGGGAUAACGGGACCCAUAGGACCAUCUGGAUUGAAAGGUUCUACAGGAAAAAAGGGAGAAAAAGGUGAAAAUGCACAACAUUUUGACUUACAAAAGCUAAAAGGCGAUAAAGGAGAUACAGGAAAACCAGGUGCAAGUGGAAGACCAGGACAAAAAGGUCAAAAAGGCUAUCCAGGUAGAAUAGGUCGUCAAGGAAGCGAAGGACCACCGGGCCCUAGAGGCCCUGAAGGGACGCCGGGAGUGAAAGGGGAGACAGGACCACCUGGUUUGUCAGUAGAAGGACAAAAAGGAGACAAGGGAGAUUCUUAUUUCAAAGAUUUUGGAGAUUUUACUUUGAAUUUGUAUGAUGAAGACGCGUUUUUACCUGUUAACACUUUCAUCUAUACUACAUUAAAAGGACUAAUGAAGAAAAAUCAUCAACUAUCAGUUGGGACUUUAGCAUAUGUUCUUCGAGAGAGCUUAUUACUGAUUAAAGUGGACCUCAGCGGACAAUGGAAUAGAGUUGAGAUGCACCCGUGGAGUGAUUCUUCUACUAGCCCGACUACUACUUCUUUGGGACCUCCUCCAAACAAUCGGGCAAAUGUGGUGACAACGCCUACAAGCAAACCUCGGCCUUACCGACCACCAACUCGGAAACUACCAGAGGUUCAUAAAAUUAUCCCUCCAAUAAAAGGCCACAGCAUCCUAUUAGUAGCUCUGGAUGAGCCUUACACUGGAAAAGUUCAGAACAGAUUGGAAGACGCUGACAUUAAGUGCCGUGAUCAAGGUCGAAAAAUGGGAUCAUUUAGAGCUUUCCGAGCUAGCAAUUUAUUAAACCUCAAGAAAUUAGUUGGCCACCAUUAUUGGAAAUUACCGGUUAAAACUAUUAACGCGAAUUUCGAACAGUUCCUACUCUUUGACUCUUGGGAAAGCAUGUUUGAUGGAUACGGUGCAGUUUUCAAUAGUACUAGUCAAAAUAUAUACGAUUUCAAAGGAAGAAAUGUCUUCACAGAGGACUUUAUAUGGCCCGAAAAGAAGAUAUGGCACGGCGGCACUUCAACUGGAGAUCUUUCUGGUUAUAACUGUAACGAUUGGAGUACCGAAUCUUCGUCGGUAUACGGAACAGGCUCUUCAUUAAGUGACAAUAAGCUUUUAGGCCACGAAUACUUUAGCUGCAACAGAAAAUUAAUAGUCUUAUGUGUUAGUUACCCCAAUAGUAUAUCCGACAGAAGCCGCCCUAAUAGUAUUACAGAAACAAAGAGGCGACAUGCUCGGAGCCAAUUAAAUAGAUCGUACGGAUAG